Messenger RNA from Dentiscutata heterogama, 6537 nucleotides. The record is from the annotation of a GenBank genome assembly. NCBI's taxonomy places the organism in Eukaryota, Fungi, Glomeromycota, Glomeromycetes, Diversisporales, Gigasporaceae.
AUGGCUUCAAAUAAUAAUCAUCGUCAGGAUAACAGUAAACGUUCGAAUAGAAAAAAAAACUUUUCGAAUGAUAAGUUAAAUGACGGAAAUAAUGAUUUGAAUGCGAUUACUUCAGAUGGACCAUCAAACUUUUAUUCAAAUAACGAAGAUAACUUUCACUCUAAUGAGAAUACUGCAAUUACUUCUGUUCAUGAUGAAUCUAACAAACGUUCUAACAGAAAAAACAAAUAUCAGAAUGAAAGAAGCAACGAAAUGAAUGAUGAUAGGAAUCGUACUGCUUUCGCUCCACACGGACCAUCACAAUCCUAUCCUAAUACCUCAAAUAACGAAGGUAACUCUCAUUUAAAUAAAGAUUUAGCUGUUACUACUACUCGUGAUGAGUUUAAUCAUUCGAAUAGAAAAAACAAAAAUAAACUAAAUGAUAACAGAAUUAAUGAGUUAAAUGACGGCAGAGAACGUGUUGACAACAUUUCAAAUAACAGAGAUGAUUCUCAAUCAACUUCUGCCGCUGUGCAUGUUGAGUCUAAUAAUAAACGUUCAAAUAAAAAUGAUGAUCAUAAUGUUACUGCAACACAUAACUCUAAUUAUUUAAAUAAAGAGGAUGAUUUUCAAUCCAGCGAAAGCACAACUACUACGGUACGUGGUAAGUCUCAACGCCCGAAUAGAAGAAAAAAAGACAAGUUAAAUGAUAAUGGAAAUAAUAAGUUAAACGAUGAUAGAGAAAGUUUUUCAAUUACGUCACCUGGCCCAUCGGAAACUUAUCCCAAUUCUUUAAAUAAUGAAGAUGUUCCUCAAUCAAAAAAUACUCCGGUGCGUAAUGAGUCUAACAAUAAACGUUCUGAUAAAAGAAAAAAGCUUCCGAAUGAUGGAAGUAAUAAUUUAAAUGAAGAUAGGGAUCAUACUGCGAUUGUAUCAAGUGAAUCUUCAAAUACCUAUUCUAAUACUUUAAAUUAUGAGAAUGAUUCUCAUUCUACUGAAAAUUCAGGAUUUAAUGAAUUUUCUAGUAAAAGUCCUGAUAAAAGUUUAUCAUCUUUGGAAAGAGAUAUUUUAUUAAAUAAAACCAAUCAAAUGAGUCAAGCGGAUCAAAGUUUUGAUAGUGAAAAGAUAUCCGAUUAUUCUUCUAAUUCUCAAAGUACUCUAAAUUUUGAAAAUAAUUUUCAUUCUGAAAAUGUAAAAUCAGGACAUAAAGCUCGAUCUUUACGGAAAAAUGUUGCUUUAGUUGCGGAUUCGCCAAAAAAUCAAGAAGACAGAAUUCAAUCAGAUAAUGUAAAUGAAAGUGAAAAUGUCACGAUACUUCAACAUAGUGAUAAUAAAAAUACUAAUCCACAAUUUAGCAAGACUGAUGCUAAUCGAGAUGCUAAAUUUAAAGAGAACAUAGAUAGUAUUGAUAAAGCUAAAUCCGCUAAGCAAAAGAAACAAAAGCAGGUAAAACAUGAUGUCACUAAGAAUGACUACGAUAACACCAAUGAAGGAGAUAAAGAGGAUGAAAAGAAUAAAGAGGAUGAAGAGGAUAAAGAUGAAGAAGAUGAAGAAGUCCUCUCCUCUAUUCAAAAAAGACAAGAUAGUGAAAGUCAAAAAGGUUUUUCUUAUCAGUCUGCUUCAUUACAAAGUGGACAAUCUGUUCGGAAUGAAAAUCUUAAUUUGGACAUAGAAAAUAAAGACUUGAAACACGAUGAUUCGAUUCAACAAAACUCUGAUCAAGCUGGACAGUCUACUUCAGGGACGACCGGGAUUACAAAUUUUGUUGGAAAAAUUUUUGAAAAAGUUAUCCCGAAAGGAAAUAACGAUGACAUUGUAAUUGUAUUCUAUGUUCACAUGCCAAGAAUCAUCAAUGACAUCGGAGUUCCAUAUGUUGUUGGUAAUAUUCCGGAAUUAGGAGAAUGGGAUAAAGAUAAAGCCACAAUUAAGCUCACAGAGAAAAAAAUUUCAGGAAAAGCCACAUCAUGCUGGGAAUCGAAACCAGUUCGCAUUCCACUUGCACAAUUUGCAAAAAAAGUUACUAUCGAAUACAAGUAUGCAAUCAAAGAGAAAGGCAAAAAGAACAAGAAUAAACCUUUAAUAUUCGAAGGAGGUGAUAAUCGUGUUCUUGAAGUUGACGGAGGUGAUAAAUAUGAGAUCUGGAAAGAAAAUGAUAAAAUCAAAUUCCCUCUCGAACUUGGGGAUGUUUAUUUAGUGAAAAUCAUUUAUGACUCUGUGAUUCCUGAGAACCUUAAAGAGAAGAUUAUGAAUUAUGAAAAGAUUUUAGAUAUUUAUCCGAGGUCAACAAAAGCUGCUACAUCAAUUGAUUUUAUAAUGAAUUCAUUUCUCGAAGAUAGAUCCCUAGAAAAAAGGCUUUUCUUAUGUGUUCUCUUGGGGUAUUACGUGAAAGGAAGAGAUUCUCAAUAUUCUUCAUUGCCUCCAAAAUUUCAAUCAUCUCUUGUUUUUGAAACAAUUCAAAAUAUUAAUGCUGAAACGCUCCCGUCUGGCACUUAUAAAAUAUUGGCAUUUACAAUUCCACUUUUGGUUCGACACAACUGUAUAUUUUUAAGUGAAUCACUCGAUUGGCUUAAGGUUUUUGGUGUAGCCAAUUUUAUCGAUCCAAAAUAUGAAUUCCUCAAUUACAUAUCAGAUCUCAGUUAUAGCGAAAAAACGAUGAAUAAUUUUUUCAAGAGUUUUAAUGAAUCUGUUACUCCGAUUAUUCACACAAUUGAUGAUAAAGAACUUUAUGCGAAAAUUGUCGAGUGGUUGUUCCGUCAAUGCUAUCUAAUGAAGUUCCUUGUUACUGUGUGGCAAGAAAUUGUUAAUCAUGAUGAUGAGAUUGAUGAAUUACUUCGACCGAAUUUAAUUGAACGUGCUCGAUAUAUUUUAAACCGCAAUGUUUCAUGCAAUUAUCUUUAUAAUUGUUACUGUGAUUUGCCUGAACAACUCAAAAUCAUGUUUACUGAGAUAUUCCGUCAACAAUCUUUACGUUUAUUAUCGGCUAAACAAAACCAACAAUGGGACAAAUUUCAAUUAGAUGCAAUUAUCAAUCUUUUAACAAAUGAUCAAAUUCAAUGGUCUUUAGAGGAAUAUUUCAAUGUGUUAGAUACUGUUUCCCAAAGUAUAGAUCUUGGACUCCUUACACGAUUUCAUGAGCUGCUGAAAUUUGGAUUUAAAACGUUCAAUAUAAUGAAUAUAAUGGAAGAACAAGAACAGAAACUUUCACUUUUAUGCAAGCAAUGGUAUCGCAAUUUAUUAGAUCGGGCGUCAAGCUGUUCUAGCUCAAAUGCUGAUCUUAAAAAUAAAUUUGCCUUUAUGGCGUUCAAUCAUAUUUCAAAGGUUUAUCCUUAUAUUGGUAAAAUUCCUAUUUGGGAAGUUUUACUUGAAAUUGUAGUAAAUCGUGUUAGACCUACUUCUGAAAAUAUUAUUCUUGGUGCUGUGAAUAAAGUAGCGCAAAGAUUAGAGCCACCAGUUAUAGAAGCAUUUAUCACUAUGGUGAAAGACAAAUUAACUGUAUCUAUGUUAUGUGCGGACAAUCAGCUUAUGACAAAGAUCAAACUGAUUUGUGAUUGUUCCACUGAUGAAUUGAAAAUACCUACAAGUGAGGAUGUCUUGUGCUAUAUCAUGACUCGAUUACAAAAUUCUUAUGAUUCCCAAACUUUUUCCGAGAAUUUUCAUCUUUCUUUACUUAAAUCUGGAGAUUUUUGGAUUCAACUAUUGAAAGCCACCGGAAGUGUUGAUAAAUUACAUUCACAUCCACAAAUUACUGAAGUUCGGAAUGCUAUUUCUCAUCUUGCAGAAAUUUUAAUUGAAGAAUCUAUUAGUAUCGACUUACUUCAAGAACUUUUAAAGAAAGAUGAUGAUUUUUUGCUUACAUAUUUUGGUUUCGCUAUUAUGAAAGAUGAUUUAUCAUCUAUAAACAAGGAUAUCCUGACAAAUAUUCGAGAAAAAAAUCGAAUUUAUGGAUUAGGUCUUAACUAUCUUAAUUCUUUUUAUACUGAAUUUUGCCCACAAUCCAUUGCCUUUGAUGUUAAAGAGUAUUUAGAUGACAUUUAUGAAAUGCAUCAACGUAAAAAGGUUAUUACACUUAGAGACACAUCUUUGACUUAUUAUUGGGGAAUGCACACAGAUGUGUUGGAAAUUGCUGAAGAGUUAUAUAAAUAUAGGAAUUCUCAGACAUUCAAGAACUUUUUGAAUCUCACAUUGAAUGACUUAAUAAAUGAAACAUAUGAAGGUGAUGCACAAGAAGUUAAAUGGUUAGUUAUUAUGAUGCCAGUUAUUUAUAAAGACUAUUGCCAGUGGUGUAGUUCUUAUUCGAAAUGGGAAACUCAGAGAUUUUCACAUGCCAAAGUCUUAUGGGAUAAAGUUCCAGAUGUCAAUAGCGAACUUGAUUUGAUGGGUGAUCUAUUAAAAGUUGAAAAAAAUUCAAAAUUAAUAAGAACACUAACUGAUAUUUCUAAAGUUACCCAAUGGAUCGAUAAAUUACAACAACUUAGUGAAGUUGAAUCCAGCUUUAGGGUACAAAUAGAUGAAGAUGAAGUUGAAGAUGAUUGGUUGCAAGACACAUUAGGUGACUUGAAAGAUGAUGAAACGUUGACAUUAGGAAUAUUGAGUGAUUCUUUUGAUCUAUUACAUGAAAGGCUUCAAGUGCUUGAUGAUGCAUGCUGGGCAUUGAUCAAAGAGUUGUCUCUUUCUGGAGAUUUCUUGAAUUGGAUUCGAUCCAUAGCGGAUCAUGAUAUUAAGAAUUUGAUUAAUGGAGUAGACGAUCAUUCUGAUGAAAGACUUAUUCAAGAAGAUACAGUAUCAUCUUUAAUUCAAGUUAAACAAUUUCUUUUACCGAUUAUGAUUGAAGCAGAAAGUUGUUCACGAGAAAAAUUUUUGAAAGAAAUACGAAAUGUUACAGAAACUAAUUCUUCAUUAGCUAGCAAAAUUACUUUGUGUAAUUGCAACAAUAUGGCAUUACAAAAUAUGUAUGCCGCUAUUUCGAAUCGUGGUGAAGUAACCAAGGAAAAGAUUUAUAAUGCAGUCAAGAUUGGUGUCUAUGAAUUUAAAUGGACAUUAAAGGAUGAUACAUGCUCUGCUACCUUAUCUUAUUCUUCUAAAAAUGGCGUAAAGAUGACAUAUUCUAUGAAUGAUUUGCAAGAUUUACGUGGUCGAGCAUUGUUAAUAGCUAAACCUGCAUCUACAAUAUAUACUGAAGAUGAGGAAGAAUCAAAAGAUAUAAUGAAUGAAUUUGUACUACAAGUUGACAAGGCACAAAACAUUAUUGAUGAAUCUACUAAGCUUAUCGAGGCUGGUCAUUUUAAUUAUCGUGACUGCAAGAAAGAGGUUAAAGGUUUGGAGCAAUUGAAUACACAUCUUAAAAAUUUAGAAAAAGAUUUAAAAGCUUGGGAAAGCACGGUAUCAAAAGUCCAGCAAGAACAUUAUUAUUUAACAUUCUUUCCCGCUCGACACAUUCUUUCCUUUUAUGACUAUUUUAGCAAUAGCAAGGGGGCUAAUCGAAGGAUUUGUGAAAAGACUUGUGAAACUCUUGUAAGAUAUGUCAAUUUUGGAGCCAAAUUACCACCAAUGCGAAAUCCUAAAGAUGCAUUAAAUGUUAAAAACAAUCACUACAAAAUUCUUUGUGAAAUUGGAACAAGAUUAAAGAGCAUUUUUGAAUCUCUACCAAAAGAUCCUAUUCCUUUCGAAGAAUGUGGUGAACGUGUAGUUUCUGAUGUUGUAUACCCUGGAAAACUAUUUGUCGCUGCAUGCAGUGAUCGAUCAGUUAUUACUAAUAUUAUAAUGUCAUUAUAUGCUAACAGUAAAUUUUAUCCUAACGCAUGGCAACUCUUAAUUUGCACAUCAUCCACAACUUCAGAGGAAAUUGCAAUAUUUAUUAAGCGAUGUUCAUUUGCUUCGAACAAUGGAUACAAUGAUUAUCUUUUUUGUAUGGCUAAUCUAGAGGUUCUUGAUUAUAAGUUGCAAUAUUAUGUAGUUAAACAAAUACGAAAUCUUUUAGAUAAAGCCAAAAAUUUUUACCUGGCUUUAAUUUGUUGUCAAGAAUCGGGAAUGCAUCAUCAUAUUUUGGAUCAAUUUUCUGAGUAUGUUCGUAAAACCGAUGGAUUAAGUGCUAAAUCAAUGAAAGAAUCGUAUCGAGAUAUAUGCCGAAAAGUAGUCUGUGUAACUUCUGAUUUAUCUGGACAAGGAAAGACUGAAUGGAUAAAACAAGAAAGUUAUAGAAAAAAAGUUAUUCCACGUACUUUUAUUAUUAAUGAUGGAGCCGAUUUUGGCAAAUUGGUGAGACAAUUUAUGAAAUUUCCGAUUCGUAAGGAGUUGGAUUCUUUACAUAUUAAUAUCAUAUCAGCAGACAAUCCUUGGGAGGUUAAUAUGUUUUUAUUCCAUUUAUUAACAUUUGGUAUUGUUUCGCAUCAAAGCGAUAUUGCAACCCUUCCUGAUAUCCACAUAUAUAUCGAAGUUGCUUCUAGUGUGGAUAAUCGAUUAGCAAAAUCAUUACCAAUAGUUAGUUAUUUAGAUACUCCGCAUCUUCGUUUCAAUCUUAAAAAAUUAAUCGUAUCAAAUGAGAUUUGUAGUCCAGUUCAA